CUGCCUACUGGUCACAUACAGUGCGGCACAAUCUCGUGUUGGUCUAGUCAUUUGUUCACACACAGAGGAUGGAGUAAAACUGAAAGGUCAUUCCAGUUGAUAGAGGUUUGGGAGUUGAAGCCAGUCCCUGUACUCUCUACAUCAUAAAUUCAGCUGUUCAGAGUUUUAAAUGGGAAAUUACAUUGUGUGAGAUGUUUAAGACUUGACAUUUUUUUAUUUGGAUUUAAUAUGGUUUAUAGACAACUGAACUAAAGUCUUUGGAUUUUAUACAGUGAGUGAUGCCAUGAUGGGGACAGAUUGGAAAUUGAUGUUGGAUGUUGUGGAAAUGGUUUAGUAGUUGAAGGAGUAUUAACAUCAUCUGUACUAGAACUUUGUGAGUGAUCUGCAGAAGAACACAAUGGUUUGUCAGCAGACUGAAAACUAUAGCUUGAUGAAGGAAGCAGAAAGUCUUAUGAAGAGCCAUGCCAACUAGUUUCCAGUCAGAUGGGCUGUCCGGGGUACAAAACCUGUGUGUUUCAAUGAAGCCUCCACCAUUUCCACCAUGGCUGACGGAAAGCAAGGUGGCCACCUUGAAAAUGGACUGUUCCAGUUACCGGGUGUAUGAAGAAUUGUGCAUAUAUGGAAGAGGAGCAUUGGUUAGCAUUGCUCAGAUUUCUACACUGCCACCAGAUACUACUAAUAUCACUACAGACAGCACGGUUAAUACGACUGUCGACUUGAACACUACCGAUUCAUCCACUCGGAGAAACGUCACUGGCGAUGUAGAGUUCCUAACUAACUCUCUGAAGGAAUCCUCAGCCGUUGCAUAUCAGUGGAUUGGGCCUGGGUUUGUUUUAUCAUUGGCUGCAAUCAUGCUGGUCUGCACCAUAAUGUUUUACAUAUGGCACAAAACACAUAAGAAAAAAAUUGCAAUGGUACCACAGAAUAACAUUGAUUACAACUACCUACAUCGCAAGGCAACUCAGAAAAUCAACUGGAAUGAUGCAGACUCUGAGUGUGCCAAUGGUGUUAACAACAUGCAGAAGAAGGCUCCAGUGGAGCUCUGUGUCAGGGCACUGGUUAAACAAGGAACAGUCCACGAUGAAGACUUGUUCAUGCCAGCGUUCUGUGAAACAAAGGACAACUUCAAAGACGACACUAUGUGUCUGAAGGCGAAGGUGAUUCCUCCAGAGGAUGUGCUGGAAGUGACUUUGACCUCACAGGAUACGUCUGCCCAUCCCGACAUAAAAACACUGGAACAAAAUUUUCAUCCUUCUCCGUGUAAUAAUACUGCCGAGUCGGCAGUCACGAUGAAAUGGGGUAGAACUUGUAGUAGUGACGACACACUGCCAUAUACAGGCACAGUUUCUGUGCCAGGACUGUCGAGAACUGUGGAGACUGGGUAUGUUAACCCUGCCUACGACGAAACUGAAUCGCUGAAAGAAGGACGGUCACCAAAGAAAAAAGGUUUCUUCGGUUGGCUGUUUUGAAUCUGUGUUUAUGAAAUUAUCCAAGAGUCAUGCAAACUGUUGUCAGUUUGAGGCCAGACUCUUAAAUUGUUUUAUAAGCAUGGGUCUCAUAAUUAGGGAUCAAUGUGCCAAUUGUAUUCAGCAUAUAUUAUAUAAUCAUUAUACUUGUACAUAAGUGUAUGUUUAUUAUUUUCUAUGUAAAAUGUACAGCUUUUUACAUAAAUUACUUCCUAAACUAUAUGCAUAAAGUGGGUCAAGUGUUUAUUUAUUUGUUUUGCCUGUUUAUAGUUCCAUAAUUGUUUCCAUUCAAAAUAUUUGUAGUUUUUCAAAUAUCUUUGCAAAAUAAUUUCUUGCUUGAAAUUGUAUUGUAUGCUAACAAAGUUUAAGAAUAGCAAGACAUUUUUUUUUCAAAUAAAAAAAUUAAAAAAGUGGGAAAAAGAAAAUGUUAAUUUUUUUACCACUGAUGAAAAAGAAGGAAGGAAAUGUUUUAUUUAACGACACACUCAAC
Molecule: messenger RNA, 1956 nt
Organism: Gigantopelta aegis
Lineage: Eukaryota; Metazoa; Mollusca; Gastropoda; Neomphalida; Peltospiridae
Exons: 6
Coding region: 462-1469 (335 amino acids)
Source: RefSeq, a predicted model, not a curated record